This is a messenger RNA of Rodentolepis nana, 459 nucleotides long. Lineage: Eukaryota; Metazoa; Platyhelminthes; Cestoda; Cyclophyllidea; Hymenolepididae. The record is from the annotation of a GenBank genome assembly.
CCCCGACCUUGGUUGGUAGAUGACUUCGCGCGAUGGUUGGAUCGGAUCAGGAUGCCUGAAAACCGACCAAAGUGUGUAAUCAUCUUCUGUGAUAAUAGCGGCGCUGACCUCAUCCUAGGAGUCCUACCAUUCGUAGUGGAAUGUCUGAGUUGGGGCAGUAAGGUCAUUCUUACAGCCAAUUCCGUUCCUGCAAUCAACGAUGUGACCUAUCGUGAGCUUCUCUUCCUGUUGAAUGAGGUGGCUGGACUUGAACCAAGGUUGAGAAAAGCAUUGGACAGUGGAAUACUGAUGUGUGUGGACAAUGGACAAAGCUCGCCGUGUCUGGAUCUUCGACAGACUUCGCAUCGUCUUGUUCAACUUGCCAAACAGGAGAAGGUUGAUCUGAUCGUGAUUGAAGGUAUGGGUCGGGCUGUUCAUACCAAUCUCUACGCUCGUUUCUGCGUCGAUUGCCUCAAGAUC